Molecule: messenger RNA, 1176 nt
Organism: Nematolebias whitei (Rio pearlfish)
Lineage: Eukaryota; Metazoa; Chordata; Actinopteri; Cyprinodontiformes; Rivulidae
Gene: prima1
Product: proline rich membrane anchor 1
Source: RefSeq, a predicted model, not a curated record
AUGCUACCAACAACGGGCUCUGAAGAGGAAAAUGCUUGGGGCAUAAACUAUUUGUGGAGCCAGAUCUCGCCGCGCAGCUGGAGGAAAGGGUGGAUGGUUGUCUCCCAAACAGCCCCAGCCUGUGUCUGCUGCACCCUCUGGUUGGACACGCUCACUUCUACCUUCAAGAACAGCGCAAAAGGAAUGCUGGUCCAAGAUCUGAUGCCAUUCACUUUAAGUUUCUGGCCUGUUUUCUUCUGCCAUUGCCUCCUCUCACUCUUUUUACUCUCAUGCCAGGGAGAGCUCCAGAGGUCGUGCUCGCGGACUGUGGCGGAGAAAGUUAGUGAACAGUGCCAGUUGGCAUGCCACUGUCGGAGAUACCCUCCUCUGCCUCCGCCGCCGCCUCCACCGCCACCCCCACGGCUACUGGGCACCACAGCGACAGAGCCCAUGGUGCCAUUGUUGAGGCCCUGGUGGAUGGAGAUGGACAUUAUAGUCCUUGGGACGGUUGGCUGUGCAUCUGUUGUCUUCCUCCUAUCAGCCAUCAUCAUCUGCUACAAGGCUAUCAAAAGGAAACCGCUGCGGAAAGAGGAGAACGGGACGAGUCGUGGGGAGUAUGCCAUGAGCAUCCGUCACAAGAAAACCAUGGGCACAAACAACACUGUGGUGUAGAGCAAUCUAUCCUGGUCUGCACAGGAAAAGACUCACGACUCCAACUCGCCCUUAAUCCAACUGUCUCUUCUGACUAGAAUGCAACUUGUGUUCACCUGAGGUGUUUUUAUUUUGUUUUUAUUUUGUUUUUUAACUGCUCUCGCUGCUUUGCGAGGACUGGAGGCACCAUUCAGCUUCAAGGAGAGAAAUCAAAGCAGAAAGGACUGAAAGAUCCACAACUCCCCAUGGUGUGAGAAGUGGCACAGCAGACUGAACAUUAUGCUUUUAGUAAAAGCAAGUGUUGCUGACAGGCUGGUUGGCUGCAGGCUGGAGAGGGACUGUCUGCCAGUCUGCAGCAGAUCCAGACUUCACGCACUGUUGACAUCUGCAGUGGAACAGCGCCGCAGCCCCCCGCAGUCUCGCAGGCAUCCAGACAGGACGGCCCGUCGCCACACACCACUAAUAAAAUGCAUGCAGUUUUUAUAGAGAAUGCAUCGUUUUUUUUACAAUCCAUUCUCCACAUUGUCCAUCUUCCCCCCGCAAAUC